AUGAAUCCUGCUGCUGGAGACCAGGCACCUGCGACGCAGGAUAACUCUGGUCCUACCCCCCUCGAUUAUCUCGCCGACGAAGCAACAAAAAGACUCAAGGAGUUCCAUGAACAAGCUAGAGUUCAAAGAGCGACUGACCGGCUAGAGCGAGAACAGCAAGUUGCCGAGUCACAUAGGCGAGAAGUUGUUGAAGAAGUCGCAGAGAGCAACCCUGAAAAUGAGAUUUCUGGCCACAGUCCCAGAAUACUAGAGGCUGCAGAGAUCCUUCUGAGCCUUCGUCACGAGGUACUAGCUCCUCUGCCAUCAACAUCAAAUCUUCAAGGAGGAGAAACUAACCGAGAAACAGAAAUAUUUGACCGCGGAUCUCUGUAUCAGCAACCCCCAGCUCUCUCUACUACUCCAGUGGAUGAAAUCCGAGACAGAACCGAGAACAUAGAGAACCAGUCCACAGAAACGCAUCUGGUAAGUGAGCAGCAACCCAGACCUUCUGAAAAUGAGAAUGACGGUCCAUCUUCCAAUGAGCACGGCGAGGACGCUAAUUCCCGGCUGGGUCCAGCAGAUGCUCAAGAUGAGAGUUUACUGCGAUCAGAAGGCGAAGGAGUUCCUGCAGAGAACCGAGACCGCUUGAUCCAAAGACGCCUGCAGCUUCUGCUAGAAAUCGUGCAAGCCAAUGAAGAGCCUGGCCCAAUAGAGAGCGAUAGCACUGGAGAACGCGUGACGCGAGACCUGAACUACAUUGCCGAUCCAGCUGAUUACACCCUGUAUCGCACUGCGUCGGGUCAAGAGCGUCGCAUCAUACACCAUGAGCCUCGCAAUCCACCUUCUUCUCCGCCCAGGGCUGAAACGUAUACGAACAAUAGCCAGGCAGAGCUCGACCCCGAUUUGCACUACUGGACAAGUCCCGACGGCUUGAAACAUGACAUGAAGAAGUACAAACCGGACCCGAAUGCAGCUCCCCCAGCCAAAAGAAAGUGGGACGAUGUGAUUGCCGCGGCGCAAAAGGAGCAGCAAGAAGCUGCGAAGCCUGGUGUGAAGCCGAAGCCCAAACCCGGGCCCAAAGGCAAAAAGGGCAAAGGUCGGGCAGGUGCGAGUAGCUCGAGUGCGCCGGCGAAGCGGGCAGCUACUACAAGUACACCAAGAAGUCGUCGAGCAGCGAAGCCUCCACCCGUUGCGGGAUCUCCGAUGCGAGAAACGCGAUCUGCAGCCAAGAGAAAGAGGGAUGAGGUUGAUGAGGCGAAAGAAGUUGACAGCGGUGAAGACGGUGCGGCUGCUCCUCCUCCAGCGAAGAAAAAGCGGUUCAUGAUCAUCCUCAGAAUGCCGCCCAAUCCCGCAGCCGGUUCUGAGUAA
Fonsecaea pedrosoi CBS 271.37 is the source of this 1347-nucleotide messenger RNA. RefSeq lists its product as uncharacterized. The record is from RefSeq and is a predicted model, not a curated record. Bases 1 to 1347 code for a protein of 448 amino acids. Lineage: Eukaryota; Fungi; Ascomycota; Eurotiomycetes; Chaetothyriales; Herpotrichiellaceae. The transcript has a single exon.